Amborella trichopoda is the source of this 2939-nucleotide messenger RNA. RefSeq names its product STRUBBELIG-receptor family 8 (gene SRF8). The record is from RefSeq and is a predicted model, not a curated record. Gene Ontology annotation, molecular function: protein kinase activity; protein binding; ATP binding. Gene Ontology annotation, biological process: protein phosphorylation. Lineage: Eukaryota; Viridiplantae; Streptophyta; Magnoliopsida; Amborellales; Amborellaceae.
CGUUCUUUUCCUUCUUCUCAUUCUUCUUGGAAAGAAGAGAGAGGAGAGAGAGCAGGAAAAGGAGGGUUUUUAAACGCGGCGCAGCAUUCCUUGCUUCUUCGCAACCCAUCCUUUUCCCUGCCGACACUCCAUGCCUGCAAUCUUCACAUAAACCCCAUUCAUAAGCACUUUUCCAUCACACCUAUAAAGCUACACAACACAAAUCUCUCUCUCUUAUGAAUGUCUUAACUGCUCUCAUUUCCCUCUGUCAUAAUGCAUUGAAGGUGCUCUUAUUCUGAGUGUUUUGCUGAGUUUCAUGGCAUUGUGAGAAGAAAUGCUUCGCAUUUUUGGUAGGAAUAGAAGAUUCCCCUGAUCCCGGGCGGAAAGAGAUAAAAAAAUGAUGGGAGAUGAGCUGGUUUGCAAUCAAUACUUUGGCCUCUUUGUGACAUUUGCUUUGCUGUUUUUGCCGGUUCAUCCCACCACCGAUCAGUCUGAUGUUGGCGCUCUUGAGAUUUUGUACAAUGCACUGAAUGAUCCUGUUCAGCUAACGGGAUGGAAAUCAAAUGGUGGCGAUCCAUGUGGAGAAUCAUGGAAGGGGAUCUCCUGCUCUGGAACAGCGGUUACUUCCAUCCAGAUUCCUGGAUUGGGAUUAAGUGGAACGUUGGGUUAUGGACUCUCAGGGCUUUUAUCAUUGAUAACACUUGAUGUAAGCGGCAACAACCUGCAUGACAUCAUCCCUUAUCAGUUACCACCAAAUACUACAUUCUUGAAUCUUGCCAACAACAACUUCAGUGGGAAUCUUCCAUACUCAAUUUCUGGCAUGACUUCCCUCAAUUACCUGAAUGCUAGCCACAACUCACUCUCUCAGUCUAUUGGCGACCUUUUCACAAAUCUUCAAGAUCUCUCUGCAUUAGAUUUAUCAUUCAACAAUUUGACUGGAGAUCUGCCCAACUCUUUUGGAUCCUUGUCAAACCUUUCUACUCUUUACCUGCAAGACAAUCAGUUGACAGGUCCAGUGAACCUUCUAUCCAGUGUACCUUUAAGUGAUUUAAACAUCGAAAAGAAUCGCUUUAGUGGCUGGAUACCAGAGAAGUUCAAAACAAUUCCCAACCUCUCGAUCAGUGGAAAUUCUUUUGACACAGGCCCUGCUCCGCCUCCUCCACCAUACACUUCCCCACCUCCUAAUAGAGCACAUAAUGGUCACAAUACUAGUGGAACUCCCACAACCAAGCCUAGGCCUGAGGAUCAAGGCCCCGGCCUUGGGGCUAAAAAUAAAGAGGAAAAGUUAGCUGCUGGAGCAAUAGUUGGGAUGGUUAUGGGAUCUCUUUUGAUGGUUGUUGCUGCAAUAUUUGCUAUUGUUUUCUGCCUUCGGAAGUUUCCAAGGAGCAAGAAAGAAAACAAUGGUUCUGGCUCUACGAAAUCAAUUUCAGUUGUUGCAAGCAAAGCAGCAAGUGUAGAGAGCCAAGAACAGAAGUCCAAAGCUGCACCCAUAACUGAUCUGAAGCCUCCGCCAGUGGAAUGGCAAAAAAUUGCGAGUGAUAGAACAUCUGGAAAACCUGGUGCUGGAAAGAGAACAAAAGCCCCUAUAACUGCUACUUCAUAUGCAGUUGCAGAACUUCAAACAGCCACAAAUAGUUUUAGCCAGGAAUGUCUUGUGGGGGAGGGCUCCCUUGGACGUGUAUAUAGGGCAGAUUUUUCCAAUGGCAAGAUUUUGGCUGUCAAGAAGAUCGAUAGCUCGGCCCUAUCUCUUCAGGAGGAAGAUAAUUUCCUUGAAGCAGUUUCAAAUAUGUCACGCCUACGGCAUCCAAACAUCACCACACUUCUAGGUUAUUGUGCAGAGCAUGGCCAGCACCUCUUGGUUUACGAGUAUUUUGGAAAUGGAACUCUUCAUGAUAUGCUCCACUUUACCGAUGAUAACAGCAAGGCGUUGACAUGGAAUGCACGUGUACGGAUUGCUCUUGGCACUGCUAGGGCUCUCGAGUAUUUGCAUGAAGUGUGCUUGCCUUCUGUUGUACAUAGAAACUUCAAGUCAGCGAAUAUUUUACUUGAUGAAGAGCUUAACCCCCAUCUGUCAGACUGUGGACUGGCUGCAUUGACACCUAACACGGAGCGACAGGUAUCAACUCAGAUGCUGGGAUCAUUUGGGUAUAGUGCUCCUGAAUUUGCUAUGUCAGGAAUUUACACUGUCAAGAGUGAUGUUUACAGCUUUGGGGUAGUCAUGUUGGAGCUCUUGACGGGCCGGAAGCCACUAGACAGUUCAAGACAAAGAUCAGAGCAGUCUCUUGUGAGAUGGGCUACCCCUCAGCUGCAUGAUAUUGAUGCCUUGGCAAAAAUGGUUGAUCCUGCGCUCAAGGGCAUAUAUCCUGCCAAGUCUCUUUCACGUUUUGCUGAUAUCAUUGCUUUGUGUGUUCAGCCUGAGCCAGAGUUUCGACCACCAAUGUCUGAAGUUGUUCAAGCUUUGGUCCGCUUGAUGCAAAGGGCGAGUAUGAAUAAGAGACGAUCGAGUGAUGAAUCCGGAAUUGCUUUCAAGAUGCCUGACUAUGAGCAACUGGAGAUGUCAUUUUGAGUGAAUAACCUCUCCCCUCUCUCUCUCUCUCUCUCUCACUCACUCACGCACCCAUGCCCGCCCCAUCUCCCCUUUGCCAUUUUGUUGUAUAAAGGUGAAGGAAGACAAAGGGAGAAAGAGUUCCACAUCUUACAAGUACAGAGCCCUGCGAAGUCCAGAGCAAUACUCCUUUUUUCCAUGCUACGUGAUAUCUACUUUUUCCAUGUAUCAAUUACUAGGAAACUGAAUCAAGUUGGUCUUGACUUCUUGGUUGUUGUAUCUAUUCAAAACUGAUGGAAAAUUCUUUACACACUUUAUCCUGAAAUGUAAUUUACAGGUCAGGAAUAUCAUAAUGAAUAAUAUAGGCAGGAUAGGGUAUGCUUGUUAUUUAAGGAUGGUGACUCUCGAUUUCCAA